GUGGUUGUUUGUUUGUUAGUGUGUGUGUGUGUUGCCAGCAUAUGAUUGUCAGAACAAAGGCGUGGCACGCCCGAAUCAAACGACGUUUACUCGUCUAAAAGGGGCGUGGCCUGACGUCCAUCCCUCGUAUAACAGGUGUCACUCUUGGUCUCCUCUAUAGUGCGGUGUCAAGCUCAUCCCCAAGCCCGCGCAGCUGAGGCUUCAACGUCACAGAAUAGGUCUUUACCUCAUUCUGAUCGCAGCUUCGGUGGUGAGAAGCGCUCGUCAAGGCUCCGACAGUACUUAGGAAGGUGACACAGGGUUCAUCUAUAUUUGUCGUUGUAAAAGACAGCUAACAAAGCACCAUGACAGCUCUACUGGAAAUCCUCGACAUCAACACAGGCCUUGCUGUAGGCGUUGCCGUGUUGUCGUUGUUGUGGUGGUUUUCCGUCAGACGACCUGCAGGUGCACCUCCAGGACCUUGGCUGGCUGUACCACUGCUGGGUCACCUGCUGCUGAUGAUGAAGAAAGAUCCUCGGGAGCAGUUCACAGUAUGGCGGCGACAGUACGGUGACGUGUUGAGUCUGUACCUGGGCAGCCAGCUGGUGGUGGUGCUCAACGGCUACAAGGUCAUCAAGCAAGCGCUGGUACAAAAUGCCGACGCCUUCUCCGACAGGCCUCAUAGUUAUGUUAAUGAAAUAAUAACCGACAGCAAAGGCGUUAUUGACACCUCUGGUGCUGUGUGGAAAGACCAAAGAAAAGUUUCUCUGGAUAUCCUACGUGAGCUAGGGAUGGGCAAAAACGUCCUGGCGGUAAAGGUCCAAGAAGAGAUCAAAGAGUACAUCAGGGUCAUAUCCGAGAGCCAAGGUCAGCCACUCGAUCUGAGACACUGGACCCAAGCCAGCGUGUCCAACAACAUCUGCUCCAUUGUCUUUGGCAAACGCUUCGAGUAUGACGACGAUGUCUUUAGAAAUUAUCUGCGGCUGGUGGAUGUCGUUGUUAACGACUGGGGAGCGGGUGCCGCACUCACUGUCAUGCCUUUCCUACGAUACCUGCCUGGAGAUUGCCUUAACUUGAAACGGGUUGUGGACAACAUGAAGAAUGUGCUGUAUGGGUUUGUCAAACCUUUUGUAGACGAGCACUACCGCAGGUCUGACGAGGGCACAGUGGACGACUUUAUUGGCGCCUACAUCAGAGAAAUACAUCAUCAUCGUAACAGUCAGUCAGGAUCACCUCACAUCAACAAUGUUAAUCUCCUUAAGACAACCUUCGACGUAUUUAUAGGCGGCUCGGAGGCGGUCCCUGCAACUAUCCUCUGGACUCUGGUUUACUUCCUUCACCACCCUGACGUGCAGGACAAGUGCUACGAGGAGAUCCACAGAGUUGUCGGUACAGAGCGAGCGCCCACCAUACAGGAUAGACCGCAGUUAGUUUACAUGGAGGCUGUCAUCAUGGAGGUUCUUCGCUGCGUCAACCCUGUGGCACUACCUUUGCCGCAUGCCACCAAAUGUGACGUAGAUUUUGGCGGAUACACGAUCCCUAAGGGCACUGUAGUCAUCGCAAACCUGUAUUCUGUGAUGAGAGAUCCAGAAAUCUUUGGUGACCCCGACAGAUUCCGACCUGAACGUUUCAUUGGAGAGGACGGCAAACUGUGGAGACCAGAAGAGUUCAUUCCCUUCUCUGUGGGUCGGCGCAAUUGCAUGGGUGAGGCGCUUGCCAGAAUGGAAUUAUUUCUAUAUCUGUCAACAAUGGUACAACACUUCCAAUUCCUGCCUCCCGAAACUGGAGAGCUUCCACCAUUGCAAGGUGUGCUGGGAGUAACCUAUCGUCCUGCGCCUUUCAAGGUUCGUGCUGUGCCUAGGAUGUGUUCCGCAAAAGAAACACUUGAAGAAAAAUAGUGAUGGAGCCGCCUUGACCGUCUCAGAGGGUACCAAAACACAACACAGUUUCCUUUUUAUUUAUACUGAAAGCUCUAUGCAUGGCUGCAACACAUUUAUUAACGAGGGACAGUCUCAGCUAUUUUUCUAUACUUUUUAUGUUACAUGUAGAGAACACAAGCUGUUGACCUAGAAAGACCGAUUCAAUGUGUUUUGGCCUUAGUCAAUUGCAACAACUUUAAACACUCUUCGUGUCUAGGUCACACUAAAAAUAUUAUUCAACAAUAAUGGGACCAUUUAUGGUUCGAUUCUAUUCUAUUCAAUACUAAUUUGCCAAAAUACGAGUAACUUCUACUUUUGUAAGCAGAUGCGUGCGAACAUUUUGUCACUUUGUUUCUUUAACUUUUCCUCAUAUACAUAACGUGUAGUUAGACGUUGAAACUGAUAUCAAUAUUUACUUGCAUUUGAUUCAAGAAUGACUAGAUUUUUUAACGUUUUCAUAGAUUCUUUUAAUGGUACUCCAUAUUUUAUUGACUCAAAUAUCAUCACAUAUAUUUAACAGUUAAAGGAAGGCGUCUUAAAUGUGGUCAAUUGAUAAAAAAAAAAUAUAUAUAAGAUUAAAAUGAAAUGAUAGACUUUAUUUUGUACAUUCAACAACAACAAAAAUCAGCAACCUAAUUUUUUGGUUGAAAGAGAGAAGAGCUAGUUAUUGACCUUGAAGGUUUGGAAGAUGUAUUACUCAAUAAGGAAAUGAUGCAUUCAGUAACCCUAAACUUUGAUGUGAACAUCCUCUGGUGCAAUGGUGGGCAGGAGCAGGCGGGCCAUCGGGCUGGCCUGUCGGUCAGAGAGUGAAUAGUAUCUAAAGCCAUGUUUGUAUAAUGGAUCGAUGAUGAAAGCAAUGAAACCGCUUGUUCUUUAUUCAGAAAUAAACUUGACUGUCGCUGAGA
Molecule: messenger RNA, 2803 nt
Organism: Pomacea canaliculata
Lineage: Eukaryota; Metazoa; Mollusca; Gastropoda; Architaenioglossa; Ampullariidae
Product: cytochrome P450 2J6-like
Exons: 5
Coding region: 345-1877 (510 amino acids)
Biological process (GO): xenobiotic metabolic process
Cellular component (GO): cytoplasm; intracellular membrane-bounded organelle
Molecular function (GO): heme binding; iron ion binding; oxidoreductase activity, acting on paired donors, with incorporation or reduction of molecular oxygen, reduced flavin or flavoprotein as one donor, and incorporation of one atom of oxygen
Source: RefSeq, a predicted model, not a curated record